AACAAAUCAAUAUAUAAAUAUUCCAAAGCAAGUUAACCGUACUGUUGUAUUUUCCACUAUUAGAUAACAUGAAACUUCUCGUAAUAUUCUCUGUGGUUUUCCUCAUUCCGUUGGUUUUCGCUGCAAAAACCAAGAGAGAAUGUGUAUGCUUCGAAGAAUUCGAACCAGAAGAAGAAGACGGCGAAGCUCUUUGUAGAGGCGUGAAACAUUACAGAAUUUUCGAGUGUGGCGAGGAAAAACCUCCAAGGUGCGAAUGCCACAAAAACGGAAAAUCCUUCAUUAUGGAUAUAGGUGAAACGAACUGUCCUGGUACCGGAGAUCACUUAAAUUGCUUACCGACCAAUGUAUGGAUUCAAUAUUACAGGAGACAUCCUUCUCGCAGAAGGAAACUUCUUCUAAUAUUCUCUGUGGUUUUUGUCAUUCCGUUGGUUUUCGCUGCAAAAACCAGGAAAGAAUGUGUAUGCUUCGAAGAAUUCGAACCUGAAGAAGAAAACGGCCAGCCGCUUUGUAGAGGCGUGAAAAAUUUCAGAAUUUUCGAGUGUGGCGAAGAAAAACCUCCAAGGUGCGAAUGUCACAAAAACGGAAGAACCACCAUUAUGGAUAUAGGUGAAACAACCUGUGCUGGUAAAGGAGAUCACAUUAAUUGCACACCGACCAAUGUAUGGAAUGAAUACUACAGGAAGCACCCUUUUCGCAGAAGGUACA
Molecule: messenger RNA, 705 nt
Organism: Phyllotreta striolata
Lineage: Eukaryota; Metazoa; Arthropoda; Insecta; Coleoptera; Chrysomelidae
Source: the annotation of a GenBank genome assembly